Messenger RNA from Vespula pensylvanica (western yellowjacket), 760 nucleotides. RefSeq lists its product as uncharacterized. The transcript has 3 exons. Gene Ontology annotation, biological process: detection of chemical stimulus involved in sensory perception of smell; sensory perception of smell. The record is from RefSeq and is a predicted model, not a curated record. Gene Ontology annotation, cellular component: plasma membrane. NCBI's taxonomy places the organism in Eukaryota, Metazoa, Arthropoda, Insecta, Hymenoptera, Vespidae. Gene Ontology annotation, molecular function: odorant binding; olfactory receptor activity. Bases 83 to 760 code for a protein of 225 amino acids.
UCCGUUAUUUCUCUUCUUCUUCAUAUAUCUUUCUAUUCAUUGUUCUCUAACACUCUUACAAUUAAUUUUGACUCCAAAAACUAUGGAGAACGUGGUAUCCAACAUGGCAGAGAAUAUGCUUCUAACGAUGACACUUACCAAAAUAACAGUCGCUAGAGUAAAUCGAGAAGCAUUGGGUAAAUUAUUUGCCGAAAUCAAGGACUGUUCACUCACUGAGAAAUAUGAAACUAAGGAGGAGAAAUUGACAUUUUUGAAUUAUACUAAAUUACCUCCAUAUUUUAUUAUAAUAAUCGCCUCUUCAAUGACAAUGGUCGAAAUAUUAUAUUACUCGAGUCGACUUACAUAUGGAAUUCAAAGUGCAAAGAAAAACGGUUCCAUGGGUUAUCAGUUGCCGUACAGAACAUUACAAAUCAUCGAUUUAAGUGACACCAGGACUUACGCUUUGAUUUGUGCUUAUCAAAUAAUAUUCGUACCUUGUGUCGUAUUAGGUUACGUAGGAUUCGAUUGCAUGUUCGUCAAUUUGUCCAUUCAAGUAAUUGCACAGUUCUCCAUAUUGUCCUAUAAAGUGAAAACAAUAUUAAAUCAUUCUAAAAAUUAUCAUGAAGGUAUGAAGGAACUUGUACUACGACAUUAUCGACUGAUAAGAUUGACAGAAGGAUUGGAAAAUAACUUUAAUUACCUGAUUUUGCAGCAACUUUUGGGUACCACCAUUCAUAUUUGUAUUUCUGGUUACUAUUUAAUUAUGGUACAAAUACAAUAG